Molecule: messenger RNA, 485 nt
Organism: Emiliania huxleyi CCMP1516
Lineage: Eukaryota; Haptophyta; Isochrysidales; Noelaerhabdaceae
Exons: 1
Coding region: 15-443 (142 amino acids)
Source: RefSeq, a predicted model, not a curated record
CGGGCCUCCGCAACAUGAUUGAGGCAGCACCUGGCACGCACGAGGGCGUCGUCGAGGCUGGCGGUGUGGCGGUCCUCUCCUCUCUCACGCAGGAGGCAAGUGCCUCGGACGACUGCAAGCUCGCUGCUGCCAUUUCCCUUGUGUACCUGACCAGCACCUGUCCCGACCUCCCCGCUGACGACACUUGCCUCUCGCUGCUGCUCUCGCGGCUGGACCAACCCGAGGAAAAUUGCUGGCGCAGAGACAGCAUCAACGCCCUUCUGGCCCUCGCAACCUCCUCGUCUGCGUGCGCUGAGCAGUGGCACCGGGUCAGCGGCGUGGCGGCGCUACAGGCGCUCGCUCGAGAGACGGCGGAGGAGGGAGCGGAGAGGCAGGCGGAGAGGUGCGACGAGGCGCUAGUCAGCCUCGGGGUGAGGAGGGUGCGCAGGCGGACGGCCGCGUGAGCCGCGUGAGCUGUCUUUUGGCUAGUUCCAUUUCACUCUGAC